Molecule: messenger RNA, 333 nt
Organism: Macrosiphum euphorbiae (potato aphid)
Lineage: Eukaryota; Metazoa; Arthropoda; Insecta; Hemiptera; Aphididae
Source: the annotation of a GenBank genome assembly
AUGUACGAUUUCCGUAAAAAAAAAUUACCAACAAUUCCAAAAUCACUGGAAGAAUCAAAAUUUCAAUUGUUUAACUUGCGCUAUACUCUUAAAACUAAUUUAGAUGAAUAUUUUUGCUACAUGGAAGAAAUUUCAAAUAUAGUUGUAUUGACUUGCCCAACUAAUCUGGAUAUAUUAAGUUGUUCAAAUCAUAUUUUUGCUGAUGGCACAUUUUUACAUUCGCCAAAAUACUAUGAUCAACUGAACACAAUUCAUACGCUACAAAACGGUUUUUAUAUUCCUUUAAUAUACUGUUUUUUGACGUCAAAAUCAACUGAAUAUUUAAUUAUGUAG